Molecule: messenger RNA, 1149 nt
Organism: Racocetra persica
Lineage: Eukaryota; Fungi; Glomeromycota; Glomeromycetes; Diversisporales; Gigasporaceae
Source: the annotation of a GenBank genome assembly
AUGGAGGCUAUCCAUGAAACAAAAGAUGUUUUUGGAAGGUAUCGAAAGACCGAACCUACAUUUUUAAUAGCAACUAGAGGAAUAGUAUUAUUAAUUAUUAUAGCUUUGCUCGCGGGAUAUUUUGCUAUUUUAACGAUUUUCUUGGUAUUUGAUGGUGGUGUUAUUAAAAGUAAUUUGGAACCUUCGUCAGUAAUUCCUAUUCCAGAUUUGGAACUUAUAUUUAACUAUCAUUUUAAUAUUUCUUGUGUGUUUCGAUUUACUGAUGGCAGUGAAUCAGCACCCCAAGAAUGUUCAUCAUUUAUCCUUCAACCAUCAUGUAAUAAUGCAACCUCAGAUGACCGUUGGCAUGGAUACUUUACAGCAACAGAAGGGCUUGUGUUUAAUCAGACAGCCAAACGAUAUGGGAUGUACUUUACAAUAAAUAUUGAUGAUCCAAGAUAUGUUCGAGAUAAUGAUAAAGGGAUGUUGAUAAAAGCUUUUGAUUCGGAAUUUAAUCCCAUUACAGUUCCAUUGAGCGUUAAUGAAUCGGCGCAUAAAAUAGAUGGAGAAUUUUUCAAAUCGCUUGAUGAUUUGAACCUACACGUUAUUGGAUUUCAACAAAUGAAUUGGAUGUUUAUAAAUAGGCAUAUUAGAAGAAAACAAGUUUCAAAUUUUUGGACUAUAUUAGGAAUUCCGCCUAGCCAUUUUGAAGAGAAAUAUAUUACCACUAAAUAUGAAUCCGUAACAAAUCCUGGAACUGCAGCUUUAGCUUCUACUAAUCAGACUAUUACCGGUCAACAAUUUUAUGCUAAUUUAUUUGUUGGAACAAUGAAUUGGUUUCAAAAUGUAGAAACAGAAGGAAAUUUACUCGCUGGAUUCUAUGGCCUUCUUAUCGGAAUAUAUAUAUUGUGUUUCGGAUUUGCACCGGUCCAUCCGUGGGGUCUAUGUCAAAGCUUCUUUUUGCGUCGUCGUAUAAAGCAAGAACUUCACAAAAAACAAUAUCCAAAAGCAAUUCCAUUGAUCGAACAACCACGUACAGAUGAAACUUUAACAGAGCGUAUAAAUUAUUUAGAACAAUUUUUAAAACAAUUUUUCUGCGAUGUUAGUUUUAUGGAAGAAUUAAAGGAUGAAAAUGGAUUAGAAGAUGCGGUCGAAACGAUUGGAAAAUAU